UUAAUCUUUUGUUGUGAGUCUCUGAGUUUAUACUUUCUUCUCUCCCAGCUUCUGUUUCUUCCUUUAUCGCCAAGAAAUACCAGAAAAUUGAGCAAGAGGAAACCCCAAUACCCCCCCUCUUUAUUAACCCACUUCAAUCGUUUACUCCCAAAUCUGCAACUCGAGGGAAUUUACUCUUUGAUCGCUGCAAUGGAUUGGGUUCGAGGAGAAACCAUCGGCUAUGGAAGCUUUUCUACCGUCAGUUUGGCAAAAGUCACAAGAAAUUGCGACAGAUUUCCGCCGUUGAUGGCCGUAAAAUCAUCCGACUCGGUCGACUCCGCAUUACUCAAGAACGAGAAAGAAAUCUUGGAACAACUUGGGAAUUGCCCGCAAGUCAUUAGCUGCUUCGGAGACGAUUGCACGACCGGCAAGGGAGACAACUUGUACAAUCUUUUCUUGGAAUACGCAAAAGGUGGCAGUUUAUCCGAUCGUCUCAAGAAAUCCGGCAGCGGGUUGCCGGAAUCAGACGUCCGGCGCUACACAAGGGCGAUACUCAAAGGGCUUCGUCAUAUACACGCCAAGGGUUUCGCUCACUGCGACGUAAAGCUCGACAAUAUAUUGAUGUUCGACGACGGCAAGAUCAAGAUUGCCGACUUUGGGCUCGCGAAGAAAACAGAGCAAGAACAGAGUCAUCGACAUCAGGAGAACGAAGACAGUUCAGACAGCGGCGUUACGAUUAGAGGGACUCCUUUAUACAUGGCGCCGGAAUCGGUUAACGACAAUGAGUAUGAUUCGCCGGCGGAUAUAUGGGCGCUUGGGUGCGCUGUUGCUGAGAUGGUGACUUCAAAACCGGCGUGGAAAUGCGAAGACAGAACGAAUAUCAUGGCGCUUUUGAUUCGUAUCGGUGUCGGUGAUGAACUGCCGAGUAUUCCCGACGAGUUGUCCGAAGAAGGAAAAGAUUUCCUCGGCAAGUGUUUCGUCAAGGAUCCGAAGAAGCGAUGCUCGGCACAGAUACUUCUGAGCCAUCCAUUUGUUGCCGUCGAUUUUGACGAUGAUGAUCAAGAUGAUUCCUCUGUUCCAUUGGUUUGCAGCGAGGAACUCUCGACAUCACCCAGGAGUCCUUUUGAUUUCCCUGAUUGGAUUUCUGUAAACUCAUCGAUUUCUGGAUCACUUCCCGCUCAGUCUCCUCUGUCCAAUUUAGGAAAUUCAAGGUUUGGUUUAUCGUUUUCUUCAGGUUUCGAGUCAAUGAAGAACAGAGUAAAGCAGCUGGUGACUGAUCAGAGAUCGGAUUGGUCAGUUUCCGGGAGUUGGGUGACUGUCAGGUGCGAGAAUUCGUGAAGUGCGGAGAAUUUUCUUCCAUCGAUUCAAUGGUCAUGAUUGAUUCAAUUUUGUCUGUAAUUUGAUUUGGGGUGUAUAUAAUUGGGAUAGCCAUUAACGGAGAUUUGUAGGUCGCUGACAUUAGUUCUAGUGAUCAGUCUUGAUUUGGUCGCUCGGGUGGCCAGCGUGUACAGAACCAAUUUUUUAAUUCAAAGAUAUUCAUGACACUGUUAUUAACACUAA
This is a messenger RNA of Carica papaya (papaya), 1539 nucleotides long. RefSeq names its product mitogen-activated protein kinase kinase kinase 19 (gene MAPKKK19). Lineage: Eukaryota; Viridiplantae; Streptophyta; Magnoliopsida; Brassicales; Caricaceae. Gene Ontology annotation, biological process: signal transduction; protein phosphorylation. Gene Ontology annotation, molecular function: ATP binding; protein kinase activity. The record is from RefSeq and is a predicted model, not a curated record.